Messenger RNA from Grosmannia clavigera kw1407, 1797 nucleotides. RefSeq lists its product as uncharacterized. The record is from RefSeq and is a predicted model, not a curated record. Lineage: Eukaryota; Fungi; Ascomycota; Sordariomycetes; Ophiostomatales; Ophiostomataceae. Bases 1 to 1797 code for a protein of 598 amino acids. The transcript has a single exon.
AUGGCGCAUUUCUACCUGCAAUACCACAGUGCGUUCGAUGGUGCUCAGCAACUGCUAGCAAACUUGGUGGCAGACGAGGCAAGGUUGGAUAAACCCAGAUCCAGUCCCAGAGUAAUAGCCAAUCGACUACAGACCAUUGUCAAGGAUGCUAUGCCCAUCCUUGUAGAAAAUGGCUGGAACAAAGCACCCGUGCUCGGUGAUGCGACAAUCAGAGGGGAUACGCAGUCUCUGACGGUCAUUUGCAUCGAUGAAGCCACUGACCUGUUUUCUCCUGACGACCGUGACGAGUCGUCCGGUCGGUAUAGGCCGUCAAUAUCUUUUCGAGCCUUCCGCAGUGCGCUCAGAAGCUUUAGCCAGAACAAAGUGGGAACAAUGCCGGUGCUUGGACUGCUUCUUGACACGUCGUCCCACAUCACCGACUUUGCGCCACCAGCAUCGACGGACGCGAGCCAGAAAUACCCAACUUUCCACAAACUACUGCGCCCGAUCUACUACCUUGAAACAUGGGAUGUAUUUGCGUCCGACCCUCCCAGCCAGGGGAAGAAGCCUUCCUGGCUGGAAAUUGCAUGCCAGCGCAACGAUGGCAACGACGACUCCAACUUUCUUGCACAUGGGCCGGAUGGCUCGAUCGACCAUCAGGUCUUUAUGGCUCGAUUUGGAAGACCAUUGUGGGCAUCUGUCGUUACGACUGCCACCGACAUGGCAACAGACGCAAAAAUGGGUGACGAAAAGGACCGGAUCUUCCAGCGAGCACUGGACCACAUACGCAGUCUGGCAUACGACAAACUGACUGGCACGACGCCGGACAACUCCAUUGCCCUGCUUUUGUAUCGCCUUCAAUUUCAUGUACAGGACCAUAGGCUUGCGGAGAACCUAGUCGCGCGAUGGAUGCACUAUUUUUCCUACGUGGCCAUGGAUCGCACCUGGGUCUGUACCUGCCAGCCCAGCGAGCCCGUGCUUGCUCUGGCUGCCGCCCAGAAGCUGCUAGACCACAAGACCCGCUGUCGUGCCUUCCGCGACUUUGUUCAGAUGCACCUGCAUGGUGUUCUCCACGCUGGCGAUUGUGGCGAGGUUGUCGCCUCUCUCCUACUCAUCUUUGCUGCCGACGCACAUCUUGACCCUGGCCAUCCGAAGACGGUGUCCCUGUCGGCCUUUCUGACCACGCUCUUGGGUGACAUAAACAAUGGCGACGACAGCGAGUGGGCCGACGGUGAAAUACUGUUAACCCAUUUCAACCGACUUCGCCUACGCGGCAAUCAGUCCCUAACCGCAAAGCACCUCAUUUCCGCCUUUGUCCUCGGUCAAGGUUUCAUCUUGCCCCAAGGUAUGGCGGGGGCCGAUCUCUUGGUGCCCGUCUGGCUGCGUGCUGAACAGCGCAUGGGUGCGCUGCUCGUCCAAGUCAAAAAUCGGGCCAACGGCACGCUCACGAAAACAAUGUGUGCCCAUGCGCGGGGGUCGAUGGAAAUGGCCGAACACGCGCUGCCCUUUUUGAAAACGACAAAGGUCUUUGGUAUGUACAUCUCGCUCCGCGGUAAGCCGGGAAAGGACGGAUCGCCACACGAAUGGUUGCCUUCACGCUCAGGUCGUCUGCCCAUCGUGGUCACCGCCGGCUUCGCUCUAUCUGUCUUCCCGGUCCUGAAGGGGCCGAAACCUGGGGGCUUUGCAGCCAGCGCCAACGUGGAGGACGACAUUGAGCAGAUUCUGCGGCAGCUGCUCAACAAUGUCGGUCAAGUCGUUCUUCCAGACGAUAGAAUCGAAGGAGUCGACUCGAUCCUGUAUACACGGGAGCCGUUGUGA